GGCUGUUUCAAAAAAAAAUAGCCCAAACCCAGGCUAGCUUGUCCCAUACUCCCAUUUCUGAUCUUGUUGGUGACUGAAGAACAAAGAACUGAAGAAGAAGAAUAAGAAGAAGAAGAAGAAGAAAGAAAAGAAGAAUCGAUGGGGUUAAUGGGAUGGAUGGGAGUGAUUUCGCCGUUCCCAUUCUACUACUGGCUAUGGAAUCAUCCCCAAACAUGGGUGGAUCUCUGCGGGAGAGGGCGGGACCCAUCUCACGUGAUGGCCAUGGUUUCUCACGUGCUCAAGCUCCUCCAAUUCCUCUCCCUCUUCUCCGUCUCCACUCUCUCCUGGCCGCCGCCUCUCUACUUCUGGCCCCUCUUCUCCUUCGGGUAUACGCAUUGUUAGGAGAGUCCGGAACAUACUACGGCGUGAGGUUCGGGAAGAGCAUCCCAUGGGUGACGCGGUUUCCGUUUGGAGUGGUACGCGACCCCCAGUAUGUCGGCAGCAUUUUAAGCCUCGUGGCUUGCGUGUCGUGGGUCCCACUCUCGUAUAUUCUCAUGUGGGUCCUCGGCUACGUGUUCAUGAUCCACGUGGAAUCCAAGGAAGAUCCUUCGACUCGCGCCAAGCCUUUGGACUAAGCUAAGGUGCUGCAGGGAACACUUUAUGUGUUGUCUUCUUCUUUUCUCGUGCUUGUUCUUUGUGCUUUUUAGUGGCAUUUUGGUCAAUCUUUUUUUUUUUCUUCUCUUCAUUUUUAGAGGUAAUUGAAGGCCCUUUUGCUGAUUUGAUAUUUAACAUUCCUUUGAUUCAUCUACAGGAAUAG
Messenger RNA from Cuscuta campestris, 796 nucleotides. NCBI's taxonomy places the organism in Eukaryota, Viridiplantae, Streptophyta, Magnoliopsida, Solanales, Convolvulaceae. The record is from the annotation of a GenBank genome assembly.